This is a messenger RNA of Pseudomyrmex gracilis, 1311 nucleotides long. Its product is annotated as 2-aminoethanethiol dioxygenase. Gene Ontology annotation, molecular function: oxidoreductase activity, acting on single donors with incorporation of molecular oxygen, incorporation of two atoms of oxygen. Lineage: Eukaryota; Metazoa; Arthropoda; Insecta; Hymenoptera; Formicidae. The coding region runs from base 336 to 1031 and encodes 231 amino acids. The transcript is spliced from 2 exons. The record is from RefSeq and is a predicted model, not a curated record. Gene Ontology annotation, cellular component: mitochondrion.
CAGUUUUACUCCUUCUACCUGCCUACGAGAGAUUGUACGGCAAUUCUGGGACACCCUGUAUAUAUAUACGUGUUAUGUAAACUAUAGAUUUCCACUAUACUGACAGUGUAAAUAACAAAACACAUGCAGCGAGUGCAGAGUCUAGUAUAAAUCGCACGCACAGAGUUGAGGUUAUGAUUGUUUAUCGGGAAAUUUUAGUAAACGCAAAAUAGUAAAUGUUGCGAUGCAUUCUCUCGACGUAUCUCCGGACAUAAAUAAUUUAUAAUUGCUUGUCAGUCUGAAGUUUUUCGAAAUAUAAUUCCAAAAUAACAGUGAGACGAGUUAAAACACUAAAUAUGUCAUCGGCAAUUGAAGCUUUGGCGAAGCAGGCACUGAGAACGUUUGGUGACUGCAGGAACGUUCGACUUUGUCAGAAGAAUUUGGACAAACUAUGGAAUCUUAUGAACAAAAUAACCGCCGAGGACGUGAAACUCGAUAAAACUGUUCUCGAGUCUAUUAACAGACAGUCCGCUCCUAUGUACGUAAUGGACAUAUUCGAAAACAAGGAUAUAACAAUAGCAAUUUUUAUAUUGAAACACGGUGUCACUAUGCCUAUGCACGACCAUCCUGGAAUGUAUGGUUUAUUAAAGGUAAUCAGUGGAAUAGUGGAAUUAAAUAGCUAUAGCUUAAAAACAAAGAGGGAUCAUAUAACUAAAGGGAGUGAGAUUGCAGCAUUAAGACAUCGACCAAUUUCCCUUCACUGUGAUUCACCUGCCUGUAUUCUCACACCAGCGGAGAAAAAUCUCCAUGAGAUCUUGUGUGUCGAAGGUCCAGCAGCUUUUCUAGAUAUACUCAGUCCACCAUAUGAUGUGGAUGAUUUUGGUAGAGGACCAAGGCCAUGUACUUUCUUCAAGCCUGUUCAGUCCAAAGUGUGUACAGAUGAAUCUGAUGUGAUCGAAGAAGUUCAAUUAACUGUCACAGAAAGUCCAUCAGACUUCUAUUCGUUGAAUGUAGAAUAUAUAGGACCUUCAUUGAAAGAUUGCUACAACUGAAAGUUUUUUGUUACCUAAUUUGUAAAUUUUUGUAUUUGUUAAUAGUCAAUGGAAUCGUGUGAAGUAAAAAUAUAUAUGUAUAGGAUAUAUAUAUAUAAGUGCAUAAUAUCUUUGUUAGAUAUAAGACAUUUUACAGAUGCACAUAUCAUUAAAGUAAUUGUUUGUACAAAGGCUAAAAGAACUUGAAGCCAAGUAUAGGACAAUUAACAUACCUUUUAAUUUCGAAAAUUUAGUUUAUAAGAAAAUUUUACAUUUUUCUUCUCAGAAGUGUACAUAUAAA